Necator americanus (New World hookworm) is the source of this 771-nucleotide messenger RNA. RefSeq lists its product as uncharacterized. The coding region runs from base 1 to 771 and encodes 256 amino acids. The record is from RefSeq and is a predicted model, not a curated record. NCBI's taxonomy places the organism in Eukaryota, Metazoa, Nematoda, Chromadorea, Rhabditida, Ancylostomatidae. The transcript is spliced from 5 exons.
AUGGGAGAACGUUUUGUCGUCCCAGAGUGGAGAAGUGGAGCUUAUUUGCUGAAGGCGACUCCAAACCACCUUUUUUGCACCUCCCCGUCACUUGAUAGCGGGCUUCUGGCCGUACCGACGUGCGGGAUACAAGGACGUCAUGAGUCAGUCGGAGCUCAGCAGAAACAGGGAGUGCCUUGCUUGAAUCCACCCGUGUCAAUGAGCAAGCACACGAUCGCUUUUGAUCCGCGAUUAGCCCUAUCCGCCAGCUGGAGACGCGCCACGUACCCUUCUCACUAUUGGAAUCAUCUAUGCUAUCGAAAUGGAAAAAAGACUACGAUAGCGAUCUGUACCUAUAACGCACGUACUCUUGCAUCGGAAGCGGCCAUCGAAGAUCUCAUGGUGCAAGCCAGGGAAAUUAAAGGUGUUGGUGGAGUUGGCGUACUCGUCAAAACGACUACACCAAAGAACAUCGACUCUUUCGAACAACCUACGACAGGAAUGAACAGGAAGCCCGCCUCUGUACGCUGGACGUGGGAGUCACCCGGUGAAGGGUACCGUCAUGAAAUUGACCACAUCGGCGUCAGUAAAAGAAAGCGAAAUCCAAGAACUAUCAUUAACUGGGAUCUCUUCGCUACGCUAGCCGGAUUUUGGGAAGAUUCCGCAAUGGACAACAUCGACGAGGAAUAUGACCGGCUCGUUGAACACCUUCACGACUGCACGAAGAAGGCUGAAAGUUCUAAAACCAUCAAGGGACGCCUGUCUCUUGAAACUCUUGAGCUGAUACGCUAG